Papaver somniferum (opium poppy) is the source of this 1874-nucleotide messenger RNA. Its product is annotated as protein BRANCHLESS TRICHOME-like. The transcript has a single exon. The record is from RefSeq and is a predicted model, not a curated record. Bases 857 to 1804 code for a protein of 315 amino acids. Lineage: Eukaryota; Viridiplantae; Streptophyta; Magnoliopsida; Ranunculales; Papaveraceae.
CUGCUCUAGCCACCGUAAAAUUCUCAUCUUCAUAUCCACAUGAUACAGCUACCUCCUCCAUCACCAGAGCUAUGCUACACCUUGUUCUUGUUUUUUUUCUUUCUUAUGCUUAAUCAGUCCACAAUCAAUCACCAUAUCAGUUUUAUUACAGAGGUAUUGCGAGAAUAGAAGAUGGUUCUGGGUUUGUUUUCUCACAUAGAAACAAAUAGGGAAUCUGGUGCUGAUUUUCAUGGGUAUGAGGUUGUAUUUGAAUCUGAUUUUGAGCCGAGAAAAUCAUGACUUCUGCAAACAAUUUUGCAAAUAGGAGAUCGAAAAGUCAGCUUUUUGUACAGCAAAAUACUUUUGCUUCUGACUUCUGCAAAUAAUUUUUUUAUCCAAAUGCGCUAUAAGUAAUGUUUAAAAGUGAAUUUUUUUAAACUUUUGAUUUCAGGAAUGAUUGGUUUUGUGAUUCUGGCUAACUAUUCGAUCUCUGAAUUCUGGAAUUGAUUUCCACUUCUAGCGUGUUCUUAGCCUAUGUGGGGACAUCAUCUUUAUAAAAUUGGGUAUACCACCCAACUCUUUUAAGUCAGGAAGAUCUUAUUAUAAAACUGUUGGGGAUUUUGGUAGCUGUCUUUAAAGAGAAAAAAAAAUAAAGUUAGAUGAGAUUGAUCAAAGAAAGUACUGAGUUUGAUACAUUGAUAGCCAAUGCCCACCACCAUCAACCCUCUUGCCAUUAACUACUGUUAGACAAAGAGAGUAAAGGCCCCAACAUGUGAGAUAUCUUAAACUUUACAAUCCAUCCAGAUCAAAAAUGUUUGCUUGAUGACCCCAUUUGCUUUUCCAUUGACAAAUCAAAUUUAUUGCUUGAAGAAAGAAGAUGAAGGAGAUGAUGAUGUUAAUGAUGAUUAGAGAUCAGAAUCAAAUCGACUCAGAUCAAGAACCAAUUACUAAUACAAGCUGGAAGCUUUAUGAAAACCCAUAUUAUUACCCAAAAAACAAAAGCAACAACCAUCUUAAUCUACAUUAUCAACAGCAUCAUCAACACCACCAUCACAUUCAUCUCCCUGUUUCUGCUCGUCAAGUUGCUUCUUCAUUUUCUGAUUUCACAUUUUUUCAAUCAGUAAUGGUUUCUCAAUUAGAAUCAGCUAAAUCUCAGAUCAAACAGUUGAAAUCUGAGCUUGAAUUGGAGAGAAAACUCAGAAGAAAGGUUGAGUCAUUGAAUAAGAAACUAAGUAAAGAACUAACAGAACAGAGGAAACAAAGAGAAUCAUUACAAUGUCUCUGCGAAGAACUGGCUGAAGAAAUUGCUUGUGAUAAAGCUGUAAUUGAUGAAAUGAAAAUGAAUAUGGAAGAAGAAAGAAGAAUGUUGAGAAUGUCUGAAGUUCUAAGAGAAGAAAGGGUUCAGAUGAAACUUUCUGAAGCUAGGAUUGUGUUUGAAGAAAAGUUAUUAGAGUUGGAAUUUCUCAAAAUUGAGAAAUUUAGAGAAAAUUCUUCCAAUGAAGAAGUGGGUUUUUGUCAGAAAUCUUCUAAUCUGAAUCUGAAGAAGAACAAUAAUGACAAUGGAGGUGUUAUUGUCAGAUCAACAAAUCAUAGAAAAUCUUCAUCUUCUUCUUGUUCUGAAAGUGAAAAUCCUCAUAUCAAAAGAGGGAUAAAAGGGUUUGUUGAAUUUCCAAGAGUUGUUAAAGCGAUUAGUAGUUUAAGAGGCAGACAAUUGAUGGGGUUUUCAAAUAAACUUGAGAAUCCUCAGAAGAGUCAACUUCAACUCUUGCUUAGAAGACAAAAGAGUAGUCCUUUCAGUAGAGCUAACAAUAUUUUUAUGGCUUGAUCUUCAAUCUCAGUUUCUAUGUUCAUUUGCAAUUUCUUCUGUUUCAUCAUUUGUUUCUGUACAAACCAAA